AUGGCUGCUACUUGGGAUCAAAAACCUGUUCCAGAAUACUCUGCUCAACCACCAGCGCAACUUCCAACACCAAGUCCUCACCAGAGUCCGAUGCAAUAUCAACAGACCGGUCAACCCCAACAACAAUACUUCCAACAACCAAUCCACGACCCCAACAAUCCUCAAAUGGCCCAAGCCCAACAGCCUCAAGUCGUAUACAUGCAACAACAACCAACCGGCAUGACCUCCCCCGGCCAUCCACAAGUCCAGCAACAGCAAGUCCCUAUGCAGCAAAUCCAUCCUCAGCAAGGGGGACAGCCCGGUCAACCAGGCGCCCCAGCAGGAGGCCGCACAUAUCAGAACGUCACCCCGCUCGCGAGUCUGGGACGUAGCGCUGCGCCGGUGGAUUGUCCCGCGUGUGGGCAGAGGAGCAUGACGAAGAUUAGCUUUUUGGCGGGGAAUUAUACACACGGAUGGGCAGUCGGUUUAUGUUGUCUCACCUGGUUCUUCUGCUGGGUUCCAUACGUGGUUGAUGGAUUCAAGAAUGUCGAUCAUAAUUGUGGACAAUGCGGUGUUUUGCUUGCGACUUGGCAUCGUAGUGGUGGUGUUGAUGUGCAUCAACACCAGUAG
This is a messenger RNA of Glarea lozoyensis ATCC 20868, 609 nucleotides long. RefSeq lists its product as uncharacterized. Gene Ontology annotation, molecular function: zinc ion binding. Bases 1 to 609 code for a protein of 202 amino acids. Lineage: Eukaryota; Fungi; Ascomycota; Leotiomycetes; Helotiales; Helotiaceae. The record is from RefSeq and is a predicted model, not a curated record. The transcript has 4 exons.